Messenger RNA from Thamnophis elegans (Western terrestrial garter snake), 5542 nucleotides. It is a transcript of the gene MVB12B, whose product is annotated as multivesicular body subunit 12B. The transcript is spliced from 9 exons. Gene Ontology annotation, cellular component: late endosome; ESCRT I complex. Gene Ontology annotation, biological process: viral budding; virus maturation; regulation of epidermal growth factor receptor signaling pathway. The record is from RefSeq and is a predicted model, not a curated record. The coding region runs from base 1 to 777 and encodes 258 amino acids. Lineage: Eukaryota; Metazoa; Chordata; Lepidosauria; Squamata; Natricidae.
AUGAUCUCCUUGGAUUGUGGGUCAUUUUGGGUUGCACAAACAGCAGAUGGCUUAGAUGCUGAUCUUUGGAAAGAUGGAUUGUUCAAAUCCAAGGUCACACGAUAUUUGUGCUUCACGCGGACUUUCUCCAAAGAGAACAGUCACUUAGGUAAUGUCUUGGUUGACAUGAAACUCAUAGAUGUAAAAGAUACUUUGCCUGUCGGCUUCAUCCCAAUUCAAGAAACUAUGGAUACACAAGAAACUGCUUUUCGGAAAAAGAGGUUGUGCAUUAAAUUUAUUCCCCGGGAUUCUACAGAGGCCGCCAUUUGUGAUAUCCGCAUCCUUGGCCGAGGCAAACAAACUCUUCCACAGUUUACGUACAUUGGGGAAUUGAACAACAUGGGGAUCUGGUAUCGAAUGGGGAAGGUCCCACGGAACCACGAAUCAUCUCAGCCUACCACACCUUCUCCACAAGCACCAGCCACCACGCCAGCUGCCAACCUUCCCAGACAUAUAUCGUUGACGCUUCCCGCCAGUUUCCGAGGGAAGGGGAAUGGCACUCGGCCAGAUUUUGAAUAUCAGCACUCCAAUUUAUAUGCCAUUUCAGCUAUGGAAGGCGUGCCUUUUAUGAUCUCAGAGAAGUUUGCCUGUGCUUCCGAAGGGAUGCAGCCUGUUGACCUCUUGGGAAUCACAAUUAAAUCUUUGGCUGAAAUUGAAAAAGAGUAUGACUACAGCUUCCGGACGGAGCAGAGUGCUGCGGCUAGACUGCCUCCCAGCCCCACAAGAUGCCAGCAGUAGCCACCCUCCUGAAGUCUCUCAACUCCUUGGAGUAUAACGCACACAUGUACUACUGAGAAGCGAAAGGAUUUUUCGCCCUCCUCCUCUUCCUCCUUCUCCUCCUUUUCCUCCUCCUCCUUUUCCUCCUCCUCCUGCUUUGUAACCUUUCCACCCAACCCUUCCCAUCCCUGACAAGCAGUAUUAAUGGAGGCCCUUCCAGCAAAAGACACACAAAGCCUUGAUUUUGUUUUUGCGUUCUGCAUCGCUUCCCUCCCUCUUCCUAAAUUCAAAAUAACUGGAUAGCAUUUCUUUCCCUCUUUUUUUUUUUUUUUUUACAUCGACUUGUCCUUGCUGGUUUGCAAAUCUUGACUCAGAUCCUUGAAUCCCUUUGGACAAACAGUCCUAAACCUGAAAGAUUCCCCCGGGAUCAUCCAGCCUUCAGGACUGAAGAGACCUAGAUUUCCGUGGGCGGGGGGAGGGGACUUCUGUCUGUCCACGUUUAUUUAUUGUGGUUUUUGUGGGUGAGAUUUGAUCCUUGAUUCCCUCUGAAGAGCUGCCCCAACUCAGCUGACGUGUCUUCUACUAAACUCUGGUCGACUUUUUCUUAAACCAGAAGCAUAUCUUUUUUCUUUUUAAAAAAAAGCUGUCAUCUGGCUUUAUCUGGCGUUCCUCAGCUGACCAGAGCUAUGAAGAUCCAUCCUGUAUCUCACCACCGGUGUCACUUUUCUUCAGCACCGGUUUCUAAAGGAGUUUCGGGUUGCUUCUACUACGCAACGCACGCCAUCCUCUGCAGUUUUGGAAGCCGCUUAAAAUGUAUUGUCUGAACUGGACGUCCUGUUUUGGGGAAAUUCUCUUCCCCGGGUUGAUGAUCAAAGCCAUCUUUUUCAUCAAUGGGCAACUUCAUUUCUGAGCAUUUAAAAAAACAACAACACGUGAUUUAUAUCUGAUCGUUUUUGCAAAACAAGAGUUUAGUCUGGCCUGGGAAGAUCUGAGGAAUCUCCCGGUGGCUUUAUGCACAAGCUUUGAAUCCUUCAAUUCAGCAACCUGUCCGUCUAAUUGGGACGCUUAAGGUGAAACCGAGCACAAUGUGUUUUCUUCUGAAGAAGUUGGAAAAAGAAACCCAAGACAUUGAUUCAUAAUGAGGCCAGUCUAAGUUCCAGCCCCAUGAACUCCAAAUAUACACCCUGAUGCAACUAGUCCACUGAAGCUUAAAUUAUUUGGGGAAACCUGUGUGAACGUCCAUGCUGCACUUUUUUUUCUGUGUGUGAUUUUGGUGCCAGAGAACAAAUGCUAUGUUACACAGACAAAAAAAGAGAGAGAACAGAUCCUUCCUUCCCCUUUUCAAUGAUUUCUUCGAUUAAAAAAUAGCAACCACAGGUGGAAAAGCUUCCAGCAUGUCACAUGUAAAUAAAUACUAAUUCUCUAAUGGUAUUAAAGAUGGAAUUGCCCUGGUUAUGGACCCCCAACUGCUCCCGAGGUUAGUUUCGCUUAUUCUGGAGUAUUUUGAUCAUAGCAAAGAGGGGUAGUUGCACUGCAUAAAAUGCAUAUGCCUUCCCAAUCCUUCUUCCGGAAGUUUUAUCAAUUGCAUUUUUCAAGAAAAAGCUAACCUAGGUUUCUGGGAAAUUGGAACUGCAGCCGUCCAACCUUUCUACCUUUCUCUUAGCAAUUUAUGCCUUGAUUUCUGUACCAUCUUUUUUUGGUUUUGCCAAAGCUUUUUCAGUUCUUACAGUCUGUUGCCAACCACCAAACUGCCUUUCUCUGCCCCAGAGGAAAUCCAUGAAGGCAUUAAAUAGGUAAGAGGUCCCAGCAGUGAAGACUAAUGUUUUAGGCAGUUCCUGGAGGUAUUUUGGAAACUGAUAAGGUAAAACUGAGGCUGUGAUUUGAUCUCGAUUAAGUCUUGAAGUGAGGCAUUAGGAAACCAUCUCAAGAAAAAGAGAUCUGAGAUUAAAACAGAGUUUAAAAGUAUUUUCCGGUUAACAGAGUGGAAAGACAGCUAAAUUUGAUGACCGGAGAAUGUGAAUUGAAUCUGGUUGAGGAAUGCGACCAAAUUUGAAAAGUCAGGCAAAAUGAAAUUGGUUUGGAAAGCCAUUCUUAUUUAUUUUAUAAUCUAGAUUGUUAAAAUGUCUUCUCAUCUUUGGAUCCUGGAAGGUGUGUGGAAGCACUUCAGUCCUACAUAGGUGUUUUUUUUAAUCCCCUCAAGCAGAACUUCUUAAUUUCUGCUUCCUUCUGUGGCCUUCAAAACUUGGGAAGGAGUUCCCAGCAAGAACCUGUGUUCGGAGCAAUGCAGAAGUCCCACCUCUGCAUCACGUCUUCUUAACAGCUGUGUGAAGAAGGGAUCUUGGCCUAGUUCAUUUUGGCUGAAUUAUUCUGUCUCGCUAGAUGGUUUCCUUCCAUAAGGAGGAGGCCAUAAGGUAGCAAAGAGAUUUCCUUGCUUCCAAUUUUGUAGAAAUACCGCUGGGCAAAUUGAAACGAAUCUGAAUUCAUCCUCUCUCUGACUUUGGAUUCAAAGCAAUGCCCUGUGUGCUUAGAAAAGGUAGAAAGGGGAGGAAGUCACCAUCAGCCCAUUGCAUGGAUUCCCCAAGAGGAAAAUUGCUUCCUGUAAGGGGGGGAAAAUUAACCCAACCAAUGCACCAGGACGUAAAAGGAACCAAAAUGGCACCUUCUAUUUUGCAAUGCUCUGAAGAACCAACGAAGCAGCUUUGAACUCAAGGUUACAAUUGCACCAGAAUUGCACCACAGGCAGAAGGGAGUCCUUGUUUGCAAUUGGUACCUUUCAAUAUUCUGGUGCAGGGUUUGAAUUCUUUCCUCCCUCUCUCCCUCCCCUUAAUCUGGUGAGAAGACAAACAAAACAUCUUCUGUCAAAUUCUGAUGAAGUUCUAACAUUCCUGUCCACUUCCAUCCAACCAUUCUUUGGAUGGCUGCUUCUCCUCCCCUACUCAUCCGAUGGAUAGAAUGCAAUUUAGCUGUUUCUUCUUUCUUUUUUUACAGAGGAAUGCUUACUACCAGGGUUAUUAUCACUGCAUCCUCUUUAAAAAUAUAAAUAUAGGCUAUUCUCCUGGCGUUAUCAUGAAGCGCAUAUUCUUCUAUAACACCAGCCAUUUUUAACAUGGUAUUCGGCCUCCCAAUCAUACUGACAGAUCAGUGUUUAUUUCUGUAUUUGGGAUGUAUGCGUAUAAUGCCAGUCUGUAGAAUUUUAUGUUGUACCCACCCCUUUCCCAUAUAUUUCUCUCUAGAUAAUGCAGAUACGAGCCUCUCAUUCCCUGGAGAGAUUGGUAGCCUCAGACAAGUGAAAUCAGCUUCAAAAGAAAGGCUUUUGUUCCCCUACCUCCACCCUAUGAAAGGAAGGCGAAGUUUUUACACAGCAUCCUUGCUUCUGCUCACAGUCAGAAAUGGUGGAAGGCAGGAAGCAGAAUUGGUAGGUGUCCAGUCAACUAGGCCGAAUUUGAUUCUGAGUCCAGAGGGAAAAAGGGGGAUUAGAGAACUCAUCCUCCUUCUCUUCGCACUGGAAAAAUUACAUGUAAAUGAAUCUCUCUUUUUAAUUCCCCCAAUGUUGGUCUUUUAAAAUCAACAGUCAUCGGGAGUUUCUGUUGCUCUUAACAGCAUCUUUGAUGGAUUUUGUUGACUUUGGACCAGCUCUCCUUGUCCUUCCUUAGCAGUUGGCAAGAGUUGAUGGCUCAUGAAGAGUUUGAAGUCCAUCAAUGAGUGGCAAGAAACAGAUUCACUUCUCCUUCCUAAUAGAGGCUGGUGGUGUGGUGUUGUUUUGACAACCCAACACUGAAGAGCUUUUCUUUCAAGCAGGGUAAUCUUUCCUGGCAUAGACUUUGUCCAUGACAGAGCAGUUGUGCAUCACAGGUAACAGUUGCAGGCGUAGGGAUUUCUUUUGUUGACUCCUCCACACAAUCCCAUCGUUAUCAAUGGAUGCAACUUGUAUAACUGUGUUAUUCCAUUCAUCACCACUGAGGGGAGACAGAGAUCUUUCCUUGGAAACCUGAUUGUCCAUUUGUGCAGCUUUUGUCUGGGUUUUAUAUUCACACAGAUGGAAUAUUUGUGUGAGCACACACACACAAACACACACACACUGUUGGGAGUCUGCGUUGCACAAAUGAAACGUGGGUGUCUUAUUUUCUGUCCCUCCCCCCCCCCCAAAAAAACAGAACAAAAACAGUGUUAACGAUUGGGGAAAUCCGUGAGACUCCCUUAAACGGGUGUUUUAAGAGAGUGGUUAAUGGUCACAACACACACACACACACACUGACAAAUUUAAGCCAGCUGGUUGGUUCAAAAUAGGUUACAUUUGUGGUGUGUUUGUGUGUGUGUUUUUGUAUGUGUGUGUGUGUGUGUGUGUGUGUGAAGUGCAUUAAGUAUUUGUUGUGUGAAACUAUAUUUUGAAAGAGUUGGUUGUUUAGGCUAAAGGCUGUAGGUUUUGCCUUUUAAGGAAAUAAAAUGAGACUAAUACAACAUCAGAUGAAACGCGUGGAAUACAACAUCCCUUUCUGAGCUAUUUGCUCCAAAAACAAGUGUGUUUGUUAAGCAGCUGGGCAUUUAAAAAAAAAAACUCUCUGUGUGUGUAGGUAUGAAUGUAAUAUUCUUUUUCUUAAAAGAUGCUAUGCAUUUUCUUCGUGAUGGGACAUAGAAAGUGGAUUAAAUGUGCUCAUUAAUUCUAUUAAAAUUACCCUUUCAUAUUUAUUUUAGAUGGCCUACUUUGUGUUUUACAAAGGGAAGCUCCUGUCUUGAGAGUUUAGUCUGUAUUCUUAAUAUAAUUUGUUGAAUAAAAUUUUUUUAACCA